This is a messenger RNA of Dromiciops gliroides (monito del monte), 3391 nucleotides long. RefSeq names its product A-kinase anchoring protein 7 (gene AKAP7). The record is from RefSeq and is a predicted model, not a curated record. The coding region runs from base 368 to 1933 and encodes 521 amino acids. Gene Ontology annotation, molecular function: protein kinase A regulatory subunit binding. Gene Ontology annotation, cellular component: cytosol. The transcript has 8 exons. Lineage: Eukaryota; Metazoa; Chordata; Mammalia; Microbiotheria; Microbiotheriidae.
UUCUCAGCUCUGUUUGCAAACUCCCCCAGGGCGCUCCGCGGGGUGAGGGAGGAAGUGGGGUGGCCUGGGACCUGUGAAACCGACCCGGGCGGUAGUCGACCGGAUUGGAGUGGGUAGGGGAAGCCGGCGGCUGAGGAAAUCGCUGAGGGGCGCCGGGGAGUCGGAGCCGCGCUCCAAAGAGACGGCGCGCCUCGCGCUCUCCGCCGCCCGCCUCCCUCUGGCUCGGAGGCCACCCGGGUUUGGGUUGCAGCGGCGGCCGGACCUGAGGUUCUCCCCUGGGGAGGAGGGGGCGCUCCGCCGGCCCCCGCCCGGGCUAGACCCAGAGGCGCGGCGGCUUCCUCGCGCUGCCUCGGGCCUGAACCGCUGCAUGGUGCUGCUCUUCUCGCCGUCGCCGGCGGCGGCGCUGCCGCCUCCCCCGCCCUGGUCCGGAGGGCUGCUGCUGCUGCUGCAGCCCGGCCCGCCUCGGAGCUGCUGCUGCGGCUGCCGCUGCUGCUGCUGCGCUCGCUGCCGCGCGGGCCUAGCAGCGGCCCGCCGCUGCUCGGGGACUGCCCCGCCGGACCCUCAGCUCCCGCCGCAGCAGCAGCGCGGGCGGCAGAGAGAAGGAGCCGGAGCCGCAGCGGGAGGAGGAAGAGGCGAAACGGGCCUCGCGGCCUGGCCCCCCUGGCCGCUGCCUCUACCUCCGCCCCUGCCCUUUCCCCUCUACCUUCUCCCCGUCCUCGCCUCCCGUAGCUCCCCUGUCCUCCUGCCCCCAGGUCUUGUGCUGUCCCCGGCUCUGGGUCCCGGAGCGUGGCCGGGGAAGCCCGCAGGGCUGCUGCGGGGCUGGGCGGUCCCAGCCUCCUCUUUCUCCUCCUCUUCUUGCUGCUCCGCCACUUGGGAGGAGUCCUUCAGGCCGGUCCAGGAGAUGGAUCCCCAGGGAAACGUAGGAAUAAAUUCCAAGAAGUUGAAAAUGGUGUCAAGAAGAAAAAAGAAAAGUAUACAGGAAUGGGAUCCUGACGAUAUGAUGGCAGAAAUGCCAUUUUCUACUAUAGAUAGAGAAGAUGAAUUUCAAUUAGCUGUUGUACCUGAAAUAAAUUCGAAGAGACAGGAAAAUAUGGAGCCAGGGAAAGAAGACCAAAUGAAGAAGAAGAAUAAAAAGAAAAAAGAUUAUCAACCUAAUUAUUUCCUCUCUAUUCCCAUCACCAACAAAGAGAUAACAAGAGGAAUUCAGACCCUUCAAAACACAAUAAUACAGCAAGAUAAACGGCUAUCCAAAGUAAUGAGCAAUUGUGGUUCCUUCCAUAUUACCCUUCUAGUAAUGCAUUUACUAAAUGAAGAGGAAAUUAACAUAGGUAUAGAUGCUCUUUUGGAGACAAAAGCAUUAAUAGAAGAAAUACUACAAGGAAGAGAUUUAAAUUUACCUUUUCAAGGAAUUGGUAAUUUUAGAAAUCAGGUUGGAUUUGUGAAGUUGGCAGAAGGUGAUCAUGUAGCUGUACUUCUAGAGAUAGCAGAGGCAGCUAAGAGAACAUUUCAAGCAAAGGGUAUUUUGGCAGGAGAAAACAGAAGUUUCAAACCCCAUCUAACCUUCAUGAAACUGUCAAGAUCACCAGAGCUCCGAAGAAAGGGAGUAAAAAAAAUAGAUCCUGAACUCUAUGGAAACUUUGCAGACCACAAAUUUGGGGAAGAAUCAUUGUACCGAAUAGACCUUUGUUCCAUGCUGAAGAAAAAGCAGAGCAAUGGCUACUACCACUGUGAGUCUUCCAUUGUGAUUGGCAAGAAACCUGUCAUAAUCAUGGACUUAAUUAAGGAAGCUUUACUUGGAGAAAGAAUGGGUGUGUUGUCCAAAGUCAGACAGAUAAAGGAAGUUUUGUCAAAACCUGAGAUUCAGGCUCAAAUCAAGAGAGAGUUAUUUGAAGUAAGACUGAGUAGCAACAGUAAUCAAGAAAAAACUUGUUGACUUUCAAUGUUUCUAAAUUGCUCUAAUAGUCAUCUCGUUCCUGAAAUCUUUUCAGACUGUACUAUGCCUCUUUGGUAAAUGCAUCUCACUCACUUUCCUUGUGUUAUUCUGCUGUUAGAAUAGAUAAAAUUAUAAUUGGUGAUUGUAGCUGUACAUAGGAUGUGAACUGGGUGAGCCUAGGAAUGCCAACACACUUGGGCCAGCAUAUCGGACUAGCACACUCCUGUGGUAGUGUUGCUUUGUGUAAGCACCUGAAUAGGAAUGAUCCUGUUUACUGAUUGGCUUUUCCUACUUACUUGUGGAAAUAAUUAUUCCUACUAUGGAAUUAUAAAACCUUACUUUCUAGAAACACAAGAUACUCAUUUCAUGCAAUAUCCAAGCAUUGUGUUCAUUCUUUAAAGCUGUUAAAAAAAAAACACCCAAAAAAAACAAAACAAAAUUUCUUUUGGUUUUGCUUUCAAAGCAGUUUUUGUAUCCAGGUUGUAUGGGAAUGAAACCAGGAAUAUAGCUUUUAGAAAAGCAAAAGACGGAUACUCUCUAAAGAAAAGUGGAAAGUUGGCUUAUGGCAUAUCUAAGUGACAACAAACAAAUAUUUGGGCAAGAAAUUAGCCAGUGCACAUGAGCAUUGGUGCUAGUUUAUUAUCUAGGGGUGCUGAUUCUGAACCAUCAAACUUUUCAACUAAAUCAAUUUGUUUCUACCAUAUUGGGAUUCAUUUCCCCAAGAAAAAUUUCUUAAUUUUCAGUCACUGGGCUCUCGUCUAUUCAGAUUUCCAACCCGUCAAAUCACUGAGAUCCAGUCUGGUUCCAGACAGACAAAUAAUAUACAUGGAGAAAAAAUGCAGUAUUAUGGGAAAGCUUACCGUAUUAACAUGGCCUUCAUUUUUCAACAUGUAAACCAAAUGAAGUGUUUUUAGUGAUCUGACUUUCCUAUGUGUCAUGUUCUUUUUAUUUUUUAAUUUGGCAGUGUUUGUACUUACUGUGUAUUGAUACUUGAAUACACAUGUUUAAAUGUAAUUAUUGUAGCCCGUCCUUGAGAGAGACAUUGCAAACUCAAUAUGUAUUCUUGUUCUUCAGUAAAUAAUGAAUUGUCUUUUUAUUUCUUAAUAAAGAUAGAUUUUUUUAUUUUCUGCUUUUUGAAGUCAGUUUGCAGUCUUGCUGUCUUUUAUGACAUGAAACUCUUUGCACUAGUUCCUUGUUUUAAAAAGCAUCUGUGUAUAUUUGCCCAAGAUGUUUCUAGUUGGUUCCCCAGUCUUCUACUCUGUAGUCACUGUAAAAUGUGUGCUUGCUGCUGAUUGAAAAUUGUGAACGAUUCAGAGGUUAGUUAUGGAAUCAUUGCCUUCUGGGUCAUAGCUCACAGAUUCUAGCUACUUUUUCAAUGGAUGAAUUACAGUGCAUUUGUUUAUAUAAAUGAAUUUAAGGCAUUUUCAUUCCUCCUAAUAAAGAUAUUGUUUGCCUGUU